GCGGCUGGUCAACCCAAGAAAAACACAACAGAACACAAAAUCAGCUAAAGAAAAUUGGAAAACUCGGCAUUGGUCUAGAGGUUCAUCGGACAAAAAACAGAAAAAUAUUCAAAUUGCUCGAACGUUAGAUUUGAUUAAUUACGCUUAGUUGCAGUAGUCUGCAUUGUGCUGGCUAAACGGAGACUAACGAAAAACAAAGAAAAACAGCAAGUUGCGCUGCAAAAAACCGGAAAUUCUAGAUCUCUCGGAUCUCACGAUCCCAGCAUAUAAACAAAACAAACAAAACAAAGCGGCACUUUUCUGCAAACAAAAAAUCAAGCGAAAUAAACGUAAGAAAAACCCACGAAAAAAGUGACACAAAUAAAGCAAAGCGCGAUCGGUGUGUCCAGUCGAUCUGGUACCCAUAAUACCUAUUCCCCCAUUUAAUACCUAUAUACCUAUAGCCCCUGAGAAACGCUGAGUGUUGAGUUUAUUUCUGUUUCUGUGUCGGCUUCAGCGGUUUUUCGCUUUUUUGUUAUUAUUGCUGGCCAAAAACGAAGGAAAAAUCGACGGCUAGUCGUGGAAAAUCGUGCGCUCUUAAAGUAACAUAUUUAUUUUUAAAAAUUUCGCAAGCGUUCAAAUUCUGCUCCAGCAAAAAAUCAGAACUCAGAAACCAGACAAUCGCAACCAGAACAACAACAAUAAAUAGAUCGGCGCGAUCGUUAGAAAAACCAAAACAGCGGCAACAACGGCCGGCUCUUAAAAUUUAGUUUGGGAAAUCGACAGGAGGAAAAGGGGCGACAGGAACUCCGGCGAGGACUUUCGGGGAAGCGCAGGCGAGGAUUGCGAGAGAGAUGUCCACGGCGACUUGUGCCCGCUUCUGCACGCCUUUGACAUCCGGCCCGGCAGGAUCCACAUCAAAAUUGACAACCGGAAACGGAAGCGGCAGCACCAUGACGUCAUCGUACAAGAAGAAAAUUCCAUCAAACAGCAGCAGCACAACAACAGCAAAUGACAGCAGCAGCAACAACACAGAGACAACAUUCACAUUCAAAUUGGGCCGCCCGAACGGCAGGAGCAGCAGCAACGUGGCCUCCAGUGAGUCAUCCGAUCCGCUGGAGUCCGAUUACAGCGAGGAGGAUCCGGAGCAGGAGCAGCAUGGGCCGGAUCCGGCGACCAAUAGCCGGAGCAGCAGCACCACCACCACCACCAGUUCCGCUGACCAUGACAAUGAGGUCGACGAGGAGGAUGAGGAGGACGACGAGGACGAGGAGGUGGGCAACGGGCGGGACGCGGACGAUGCCACCCACGAUUCCAGCGAGAGCAUCGAGGAGGACGAUGGCAAUGAGACCGAUGACGAGGAGGACGACGACGAGUCCGAGGAGAGCAGCAGUGUCCAGACCGCGAAGGGAGUGCGCAAAUACCACUUGGACGACUACCAGAUAAUCAAAACAGUGGGCACUGGCACCUUUGGACGUGUGUGCUUGUGUCGCGAUCGCAUUUCGGAGAAGUACUGUGCCAUGAAGAUUUUGGCCAUGACCGAAGUCAUUCGUCUCAAACAGAUUGAACACGUCAAGAACGAGCGGAAUAUAUUAAGGGAAAUACGACAUCCGUUUGUCAUCAGUCUGGAAUGGUCCACAAAGGAUGACUCGAAUCUGUAUAUGAUCUUCGAUUAUGUCUGCGGCGGAGAGCUGUUCACAUAUCUGCGGAAUGCCGGAAAAUUCACUAGUCAAACUUCUAACUUUUAUGCGGCUGAAAUAGUCAGUGCUUUGGAAUACCUGCACUCACUGCAAAUCGUUUACCGCGAUCUAAAGCCAGAGAAUCUGCUGAUCAAUCGGGAUGGCCAUUUAAAAAUAACAGAUUUUGGAUUCGCCAAAAAACUGAGGGAUCGCACUUGGACAUUGUGCGGAACGCCCGAGUAUAUAGCACCUGAGAUAAUUCAGUCCAAGGGCCAUAAUAAAGCCGUUGACUGGUGGGCAUUAGGAGUUCUCAUCUACGAAAUGCUCGUGGGCUAUCCACCUUUCUACGAUGAACAGCCUUUCGGCAUCUACGAGAAGAUAUUGAGCGGUAAAAUUGAGUGGGAGCGUCAUAUGGAUCCCAUUGCCAAAGACUUGAUCAAAAAGUUGCUGGUGAAUGAUAGAACCAAGCGACUGGGCAACAUGAAGAAUGGCGCCGAUGACGUGAAGAGGCAUCGCUGGUUCAAGCACUUGAAUUGGAAUGACGUCUACAGCAAGAAACUUAAGCCACCAAUUUUGCCCGAUGUACAUCACGAUGGUGAUACCAAAAAUUUUGAUGAUUAUCCCGAGAAGGAUUGGAAGCCCGCCAAGGCAGUAGACCAAAGAGAUUUGCAGUACUUCAAUGAUUUCUAAAUAAGAGCCGAGAAAUUGUUGUUUUUUGUUUUCUGUUGAAAAUUGUUAUAAUUUGCGACAGCAAGAACAUUCAUUAUUUAUACUGGCAAUUAAGUGUUUAAAGUGCUGUGCUAAUGCAAUGAUAUGUAGCGGUACAUAUAUCUAUACAUAAACUAUAUUAUAAUGUACGACUAUACAUAAACAUACACCCAUACAUAGUAAGCUUAAGUUUAUACCCGUAAUGUUAUGUCUAGCAAGUGACGUCUAUAAUUAUUUAUAAAUAUUUAAUUGUUUAAAUGUUCAAAUUGCGAGCAGCCCCACACCCUACAAGAGUACAGCUAAAGUACAGUAAAGAAUAUAUUAUAAAAAACAAAAAAUAUUAACGUAAAACGUUGAAUAAAGUGAUACAAAUUGAAA
Drosophila takahashii is the source of this 2744-nucleotide messenger RNA. It is a transcript of the gene Pka-C3, whose product is annotated as Protein kinase, cAMP-dependent, catalytic subunit 3. Gene Ontology annotation, cellular component: cAMP-dependent protein kinase complex; cytosol. The record is from RefSeq and is a predicted model, not a curated record. Gene Ontology annotation, biological process: signal transduction; peptidyl-serine phosphorylation. NCBI's taxonomy places the organism in Eukaryota, Metazoa, Arthropoda, Insecta, Diptera, Drosophilidae. Gene Ontology annotation, molecular function: cAMP-dependent protein kinase activity; ATP binding.